This is a messenger RNA of Acanthosepion pharaonis, 537 nucleotides long. NCBI's taxonomy places the organism in Eukaryota, Metazoa, Mollusca, Cephalopoda, Sepiida, Sepiidae. The record is from the annotation of a GenBank genome assembly.
AUGGAAAAAUGGGACGGAAAGAAAAAGAAAGUUAACCCCUUUUCCUUUCCUAUUGACCGUCACAUCUCUCUCUCUCUCUCUCUCUCUCUCUCUCGUUGUAUAUCAAAUUCAGAAAAUCCAGAAGAGCAGGAAGAAGGUGCCGUUAAGGUGGGGGGGAGAGAGAGAGAGAGAGAGAGAACACUGUUGCUCGACAUCAUCUACUCCAUCCUGCCUGAUGCUAUUUAUAGCCGUCAUAAACAGCUGAUCGUUUACCCCGACCCUAAGUCAUAUGGAUGGGAAUCCUCUUCUUCCGUGUCCUCUAAUGCUUACACACCCAAAGAUGAGCAUAAAAAAAUAGGCAAAAUAAAAGGUAAAAUAGUGUGCAGUCAAGUAAAUGGUCCUGUGAGCAGAACAUUAGGACAAAGUUUACUGCUGCAGCAACAGUUAAGGAAGUGCAGAGAUCCUUGCUGUACUACUGUUGAUGUCCCUGAGAGAGGCAGUCCACCUGUCUGUCAGUGUUGGUCUCAUGGCUCAAUUGUGAAGUGGCUAUGGAAAUGA